Erigeron canadensis is the source of this 1127-nucleotide messenger RNA. RefSeq lists its product as uncharacterized. The record is from RefSeq and is a predicted model, not a curated record. Bases 112 to 972 code for a protein of 286 amino acids. The transcript is spliced from 2 exons. NCBI's taxonomy places the organism in Eukaryota, Viridiplantae, Streptophyta, Magnoliopsida, Asterales, Asteraceae.
GUUUCCAUUCCCCCGCUCCCAAACAAACACAGAUUCAAUUUAAACCCCCCACCCAAAAACACAAUCAAAUCAUAAAAAUCAAAUUAAAAAAAUUAAACACAAAACUACAAAAUGAAAACAUUUUCUUCGUUAACAUCAAUUAACAAAUUCAUCCUCACUCUUCAAAUCCUCUUUUUCACUACAACAAUCACACUGAUCGCAAUCGCGGUCCAAUCCCUCGACCUCCAAGCGAUCUAUUCGGUCAUCCAAACAUGUCUCAAACCUCCGUACCUUUACCUCCUCAUUAACCUUAUAAUUCUCACAAUCGCUUUCACAUCAUCGUCACAUUUCCACACUCAAAACACGGAAACUAUUCAAUCUGAUCACCAAACGAAUAAUGUACAAGUUCCUCUGAAUGGUUUAGAGAUAUCGUCAGACAUGACGUCAUCCUGGAAUCCGUUACCUCAGCAGAUAAUAACAACUGAUUUGAAAUCGGAAGAAAUUGAGAAACCGCUUGUUGCUUCUAGAUUUGCUCAUCGGAAACAGCCCAUCAAAACUAGUCCCACUGAUGGUAAUAAAGCCCUGAAGGUAGCAAGGCCAAAGAAACAAGAAACAUUAGAGAGCACAUGGAAGAAAAUGACAGAUGGACGUCACGUGCCACUCACGAGACACCUUCGUAAAUCAGAAACAAUGGAAAACCAUCAUCACUCAGAGGUCUACGGUCUCGAAUCUCCCGAACAGAUGGCAAAAAAGAAAAAUAUUAAGGUGAUGAAGAAAUCUGUGACACUGAAAGACCGAACCAAUUACGAUAACGAGAACCAUCAGCCUCCAUAUCAAACGACGCCUUCUCCGGCUUCAAGUGGGAAAAAGCGGAAAGAAGGGGCGUUGAGUCACGAUGAGUUGAAUCGGCGGAUUGAAGCGUUUAUUAAAAAGUUUAAUGAUGAUAUGAGGCUGCAGAGGCAAGAAGAGUCUGUGAAGCAGUACAGGAAAUGAUUAAGACAAAUAAUGAAGAGAGAAUUUGUUACUAGCUAUUUGUUUGUUGUAUGUUAAUUAGUUGGGUUUAAUUACUAUUUUACCUACUAAUUUAUUUUAUUUUUUUAAAUUUUGGCAACCAUUGAAAUGUAUUGAUUGAUACCAGAUUUCAAACA